CUCAAACCUUUACAUGAGAAACAAAGAUUUAAUUAAGGAAUUGAACGUGGUUCCUCCUCAUGCACAAGACAUUCAUUUCUCAACAAAAUAUUCAACAUCCUAUUUCACUCAGUUCCAAGCUUGCUUGUGGAAACAGCACAAGUCAUAUUGGAGAAAUGUUCCUUAUAACGCAGUGCGUCUCAGUUUCGGGGCUGCUGUUGGGAUCAUGUAUGGAGUCAUCUUUUGGAGCCUCGGCAAAAGAAAAGGAACAAGACAAGAUAUCUUCAACAGUGUAGGUGCAAUGUCAACUACUAUUGGCUUCUUAAGCUCACAAAGUGCGGCAACUGUGCGUCCUGUCGCUAUGGCUGAACGUACUGUUUUUUAUCGAGAAGCCGGUGCUGGAAUGUACUCGGCUCUACCCUAUGCAUUUUCACAGGUACCUUCAUUUCUAUGUACCAAUUAA
Messenger RNA from Camelina sativa (false flax), 442 nucleotides. Lineage: Eukaryota; Viridiplantae; Streptophyta; Magnoliopsida; Brassicales; Brassicaceae. The record is from RefSeq and is a predicted model, not a curated record.